UCCCGCCCCCCGAGCCUAGUUGGGAGCACCGCAGUGGCCGCUGCCUGCACCGCCCGGCCCCGGAGCCGCCGCUUUGCCCGCUUGCCCGAGCACGCUCAGAAAGCCGCGCGCGUCGCCGGCCCCAGCUCUUCAGUCCGGCUCCACCGCCGGCCUCCGGGAACUCGCGCCGCACAGGGGCCGGGCAGUUUCGCUCUCUGGCAGCCGCGCUCCGCAUCACAGCAACUUGGGCAGGACCCCGACGGGACCCGCGCACCGGGCUGAAUCCGGAGCCGCGCGGCUAUGCCCCGUGUCCCCCUCCCAGCCAGUAGUUCAUCUUGCGCCGGGGUCCGGCCCCCGACGGCCACGCGUUGAGAUGACUUUCCGCGACCUCCUGAGCGUCAGUUUCGAGGGACCUCACCCGGACAGUAGUGCUGGGACCUCCAGCGCGGGCGGCGGCGGGGGCGGCGCGGGCGGCACGGCAGCCUCGGAGGGCCCGGCAGUGGGUGGCGUGCCGGGGGGCGCAGGGAGCGGCGAGGACAACCGGAGCUCCGCGGGGGAGCCGGGGAGCUCGGGCGCCGCCGGAGAGGUGAACGGCACUGCGGCCGUCGGGGGGCUGGUGGUGAGCGCGCAGGGAGUGGGCGUGGGCGUCUUCUUGGCAGCGUUCAUCCUCACGGCGGUGGCAGGCAACCUGCUUGUCAUCCUCUCGGUGGCCUGCAACCGCCACCUGCAGACGGUCACCAACUAUUUCAUUGUGAACCUGGCCGUGGCUGAUCUGCUGCUGAGCGCCACGGUGCUGCCCUUCUCGGCCACCAUGGAGGUUUUGGGUUUCUGGGCCUUUGGCCGGGCCUUCUGCGACGUGUGGGCCGCCGUGGACGUGCUGUGCUGUACAGCCUCCAUCCUCAGCCUCUGCACCAUCUCCGUGGACCGCUACGUGGGCGUGCGCCACUCACUCAAGUACCCGGCCAUCAUGACCGAGCGCAAGGCGGCAGCCAUCCUGGCGCUGCUCUGGGCCGUGGCCCUUGUGGUGUCCGUAGGGCCGCUGCUGGGCUGGAAGGAACCGGUGCCCCCAGACGAGCGCUGCUGCGGCAUCACGGAGGAGGCAGGCUAUGCUGUCUUCUCCUCCGUGUGCUCCUUCUACCUGCCCAUGGCGGUGAUUGUGGUCAUGUACUGCCGCGUGUACGUAGUCGCGCGCAGCACCACGCGCAGCCUCGAGGCGGGCGUCAAGCGAGAGCGGGGCAAGGCCUCGGAAGUGGUGCUGCGCAUCCACUGUCGCGGGGCGUCCACGGGUGCCGACGGGGCGCACGGGACGCGCAGUGCCAAGGGCCACACCUUCCGCAGCUCGCUCUCCGUGCGCCUGCUCAAGUUCUCCCGCGAGAAGAAAGCGGCCAAGACGCUGGCCAUCGUCGUGGGCGUCUUCGUGCUCUGCUGGUUCCCCUUCUUCUUCGUCCUGCCGCUCGGCUCCCUGUUCCCGCAGCUGAAGCCAUCGAAGGGUGUCUUUAAGGUCAUCUUCUGGCUAGGCUACUUCAACAGUUGCGUGAACCCGCUCAUCUACCCUUGUUCCAGCCGCGAGUUCAAGCGCGCCUUCCUCCGCCUCCUGCGCUGCCAAUGCCGGCGUCGCCGGCGCCGGCGCCCCCUCUGGCGCGUCUACGGCCACCCCUGGCGGGCCUCCACCGGUGACUUGCGCCUCGAUUGCAUUCCCGGCCCGGGCGCCGCGCCCCCUGGGGCCCCGCUGGCCCUCACCGCGCCUCCGGACGCCAAUCCCGACCCCCCAGGCACGCCCGAGGUACAGACUGCGGUCGCUAGCCGGCGAAAGCCGCCUUGCGCCUUCCGCGAGUGGAGGCUGCUCGGGCCGUUCCGGAGACCCACCACCCAGCUGCGUGCCAAGGUCUCCAGCCUGUCGCACAAGAUCCGCGCCGGGAGCGUGCAGUGCGCAGAGGCCGCGAGCGCCCUGCGCUCGGAGGUGGAGGCUGUGUCCCUGGGUGUCCCCCACCACAUGGCCGAGGGCGCCACCUGCCAGGCCUACGAAGACUAUGGCAACCUCCGAGAGACUGACCUUUGAGGACUCCUGAGCUAGGCCCUUAGGCUGAGCUGGGGAAGGAGAGAGGCUGGCUCUGUUCAAGAGGCCGGUAGAAAUCCGGGACCCAGAAACUGAUCAGGGUAGCUGCCUGUGGCAUCCUGGAAGAUCGGGGUUAGCUGCUUGGGGAGCAGGAGGUGCAGGCAGAUCCUGGGUGGGGCGGGGCUUGGGGCUGGAGCCCCUGAACGGUACUGUGGGGCCCCUCCACGAGCCUGGCACCUGAGCUGUUUCCUUAGGAAGGAGGGGCUUCGGGCUCCGUAGGGCCAUUUGCUCUCAAGCCCUGUUUGAGAACCACGCCCCAUCCACCAUGCCCUGAACUCUGAAUAGACAGCCCCAAAUUUGGCCAGGAAAACCUGCCCCUGCCCUUCAGGGAGUAGGCACAGAAGCUCCAGAGCCUCCCCUAGGGAAAAUGUCGGUGGGGCCGGAACUCCUCAGUGGACAUAAUUACCCCUUACUGCCGAAUGGAGGGACUCAGUGGACCUGCUACCACCACCCACAAGCUUUCGUGGCAGAUUGGAUGGCCAUCAUACAAGCUUGUUGUAUUUACCGCUCCCCCCCACCCAGGUCCACAGCCCCCCUACCCAGGCGCCUCCAUGCACACUCCAUCACCUGGCCCUGCCCCUCUUUACUUCCCUUCAAGGGCCUUACUGUUUACACUUUGUACAUAGCUCAUUGUGCCUGUGCCCAUCACUUCUUGCUGGAUUCCAAGCCACCAACUGGGUGAGGCUUUAUCUGUCAUUUUGAGACAUAUUUAUUGGUAAGAGUACCUCUAUUUUUGUCCACACUGUGCAGACUGUCCCUGUGUAGCUCAUAACAGACAAAGAAGUAAUUUUAUCCCCUCUAAAAUCCUUCAAGUACUAAAUGCCCACAACAGGA
Nycticebus coucang (slow loris) is the source of this 2929-nucleotide messenger RNA. RefSeq names its product adrenoceptor alpha 1D (gene ADRA1D). The transcript is spliced from 2 exons. Gene Ontology annotation, biological process: adenylate cyclase-activating adrenergic receptor signaling pathway; positive regulation of cytosolic calcium ion concentration; cell-cell signaling. Gene Ontology annotation, molecular function: alpha1-adrenergic receptor activity. The coding region runs from base 353 to 2038 and encodes 561 amino acids. The record is from RefSeq and is a predicted model, not a curated record. Gene Ontology annotation, cellular component: membrane. Lineage: Eukaryota; Metazoa; Chordata; Mammalia; Primates; Lorisidae.